AUGAGAGCGGUUACAAUUUCCUUGUUUGGAUUUCUUCUUGUCAUCGCAGCCACCAUUAUUAGCUUUUGUGAUGGGAAUUCCAAUGUGCUUUGCAUUGAGAGUGAGAGGCAAGCUCUUUCGAAGUUCAAGCAACACCUAAUUGAUCGAUCAAACAGGCUAUCUUCUUGGGUUGAAGGUGAGGAUUGCUGUGAAUGGGUUGGUGUUUUCUGCAAUAAUUUCACUGGCCAUGUCAAAGAGCUGCAUUUGGGGCUUCAUUCAAGUAGUCCUGACAUAGAACUGAAUGAUGAACGGGAUGUUUAUUUUCAGUCAGCUGAACGGGAUGCUUACUUUCGGUCAAAGCUAGGAGGCAAAAUAAAUCCUUCUUUGAUCGAGUUGAAACAUCUCAGUUUCCUAGACUUAAGCAACAACGACUUUGGAGGCCUGGCAAUUCCUGAAUUCAUUGGUUCGAUGAAGAGUUUGACAUAUCUUAACCUCUCUUCGGCAAAAUUUAGCAGAGCAAUUCCCCAUAAUCUUGGAAAUCUCUCAAAAUUACAUUAUCUUGAUCUUGGACACAAUUCCUUUUUUGAAGCUAAAACUCUUCAAUGGGUUUCUGGUCUUUCGUCUCUGCAGUAUCUUGAUUUGAGUGAUGCAAAUCUUACUAAAGCAACCGAUUGGCUGCAGGCAACACACAAACUUCCUUCUUUGGUGGAGUUGCACUUGUCAGAUUGCUAUUUAAAUAAUAAUGAUCCAUCUUCAAUCAGUGUUAACUACACAUCUCUUGCCGUUCUUGAUCUUUCUUCAAACAUGUUGUCUUCGAUACCUACAUGGAUAUUCAGUCUUCGUAGUAUUGUGUCCAUUGAUCUUAGCUCUAAUGGAGUUGAAGGUGUGAUUCUCAAUGGUUUUCAAAACAUAUCUUCUCUCAAAUUUCUUGAUCUUAGUUGGAAUUCAUUCUCUUCAUCAUCGACACUCAUCUGGUUGUCUAAUUUGAACCGACUUCAAUUCCUUGGUCUUCGUGGUGUCAGCCUGCAAGGUAAUUUUUCAAUUGCCAUUAGAAACUUGAGCUCUCUUACUCAUCUUGAUCUUUCAGCUAACCAGCUUGAAGUUAUAGAACCCAAAUGUUUGGAAAGUCUUUGCAAUCUGAGGGAGAUGGACUUGUCAAAUAAUGGAAUUGAUCAAGAAGUAUCAGAAAUCAUAGAGAGUUUGCCUAGAUGUAGUUUGGAUCGAUUAGAAUCAUUAAAUAUUGCAUCUAACCAACUUUCUGGCUGUUUACCUGAUCAACUUGGCCAAUUUAAAAAUUUGGCAUACCUUUCCCUUUCUGGAAACUCUAUUUCUGGUCCCGUUCCAUUCUCAAUCGGGAAUUUGUCAUCAUUGAAACUUCUUGAUGUUGCAUACAAUCGAUUGAAUGCAACUCUCCCUCAAAGUUUAGGACAACUUGGGAAUUUGGAACAUUUAGACGUUAGCAAUAAUAUGUUGGAAGGAAAUAUAUCAGAAAUGCACUUUUCUAAUCUCAAGAGAUUGAGAUUAUUUUGGGCAUCUAACAACAUGUUAACGUUUAAACCAAAUCCAAGUUGGAUUCCUCCUUUUCAUUGUGAAAGUAUUAAACUGCGUAACUGGCAUAUUGGUCCGCAAUUUCCUCAGUGGCUACAAUUCCAAAAGAAUUUGUCUGUUUUAGAUAUCUCACAUGCUGAAAUUUCAGGUGUCAUUCCCACUUGGUUUUGGAACCUUUCGACUCAAUUUGAUUAUCUAAACCUUUCCUAUAACCAUCUAGUUGGGGAGAUUUCAUAUUUACCGAAGAGUAGGAUGGUUGACUUGACGUCCAACCUACUCACUGGUCCAUUGCCACGAGCAAAUUCAAAUUUGGAGUUUUUAAUUUUGUCUAAGAAUCUAUUUUCAGGAUCCCUUUCUAAUUUUCUUUGCAAUUCCUCAACUAAACUGGAAGCUUUGAAACUUCUUGACAUUGAAUCAAAUCUUCUGUCAGGUGAAAUUCCAGAUUGUUGGGAAAAUCAGCCAAAGUUGGGAGUCUUAAAUUUAGGAAACAACAAUCUAACUGGCAAAAUUCCUAGAUCCUUGGGAUCUUUGCAGAAUAUUAUGUCAUUAAAACUUCGUACCAAUAACCUGUUUGGAGAAGUACCAUCCACAUUGCAACAUUUAGCUUAUAUGCUUAUUCUUGAUCUUAGUGAAAAUCAAUUGACGGUAAGUAUUCCAGCAUGGAAUGGAGACAAGCUUUUAAACCUUGUGGUUCUAAACCUUCGUUCAAAUAAAUUCCAAGCCCAUAUUCCUGAUCAAAUUUGUUCUCUUAAUUCUCUUCAUUUCUUGGAUCUUGGUUAUAACAAAAUUUCAGGAGCCAUUCCAAAAUGUUUUAGUAACCUAAAACCCUUGGACCGAGACGGUUUGGCCUGGGGUUUGUUAAUUGACUCUUACAACUUGUAUUAUUUUGGUGCAUUAUUGGUGAGGAAAGGAAGAGAGGAUGAAUACAGUACCAUACUAGGUCUUGUUACCGGCAUAGACCUAUCAGUAAACAGUCUCACAGGAGAGAUCCCCAAAGAACUUGGCAAUCUCACGUGGCUGCAGUCAUUAAAUUUGUCAGGGAAUCUCCUUACAGGAAAGAUACCAGAGAACAUUGGCAAUAUGAAGUUGUUGGAAUCUCUUGACUUGUCGAUGAACCGAUUGCAUGGUGAAAUCCCUUCAAGUUUCUCCAAUUUGAAUUUCUUGAAUCACUUGAACUUGUCCUACAACAACUUGACAGGACAAAUUCCAUCAGGCACCCAGCUCCAAAGCUUUGACAGGUUUUCUUACAUUGGCAAUCAUCUUUGCGGACCUCCAAUCACUAAAAAUUGCAGCGGUGGAACACCUGGAAUUACAAAUGGAGAUAGCAGUGAAGGAAGGCACAGGUCUAAGAUGAAUUGGCUUUAUGUGAGCAUGGUGGUUGGAUUUGUGAUGGGGUUUUGGGGAGUAGUGGCUCCCCUGUUUUUCAUCAGGUCUUGGAGGUUUGCUUACUAUAAAAAACUAGAGCAUAUUGGUGAUAAGCUAUACGUGUUUUGGGCUACUAUUGCUAAAACUCUUCCAUGGGUUUCUGGUCUUUCGUCUCUGCAGUAUCUUGAUUUGAGUGAUGCAAAUCUUACUAAAGCAAUUAAUUGGCUGCAGGCAACACACAAACUUCCUUCUUUGGUGGAGUUACACUUGUCAGAAUGCUCUCUAAACAAUAAUCCAUCUCCAAUCAGUGUUAAUUACAAAUCUCUUACUGUUCUUGAUCUUCCCGGCAACACGUUGUCUUCGGUACCUACAUGGAUAUUCAGUCUUCGUAGCCUUGAGUCCAGUGAUCUAAAAUCUAAUGGAGUUGAAGAUGUGAUUCCCAAUGGUUUUCAAAACAUGUCUUCUCUCGAAUUUCUUGAUCUCAGUUGGAAUUCAUCCUCUUCAUCAUCGACACUCAGCUGGUUGUCUAAUUUAAACCAACUUCAGUUCCUUGGUCUUCGUCACGUCGGCCUGCAAGGAUUUUUCCAAGUGCCAUUGGAAACUUGA
Messenger RNA from Durio zibethinus, 3498 nucleotides. The record is from RefSeq and is a predicted model, not a curated record. NCBI's taxonomy places the organism in Eukaryota, Viridiplantae, Streptophyta, Magnoliopsida, Malvales, Malvaceae.